Molecule: messenger RNA, 504 nt
Organism: Colletotrichum gloeosporioides
Lineage: Eukaryota; Fungi; Ascomycota; Sordariomycetes; Glomerellales; Glomerellaceae
Exons: 1
Coding region: 1-504 (167 amino acids)
Source: RefSeq, a predicted model, not a curated record
AUGGACUCUCCUGACGCUGAACAGAGACUUCGCAACUGGCCUGGAGAGCUAUGCCGUGAACUGGUCCAAAUUCACUUGUGGGAAGCGUUCCGUACUACGGCAAUACUCCAUUGUAGAGCUUUACGGCCUGCGACAGAGAAUGAGGAGAGUAGUGCAGCGGCGGGGUUUGGCGACGAGCUUCUUGAGAUGAAGGCAUUGGCUGCCUGCCAAGCUGUCAUCGACUCGAAGGGUGACUCGUUCCCUGGUGUGCCACACCUAGCUGCUGCACUUAUGUACCCCCUCUUCAUAGUGUGCCUGUCCACCAAGCAGGACACUGUUGCUCGGUCUCUUUCGCGAGAUCUCUUCUCGGAAGUGGUCAGGAAAUGGGGAGACCACGAAAUCAGACUGGCAUGGGACAUCGUCAUCGAGGUUUGGCAGAGGUCUACAAUGCAACCUGGGGUUUGUGGACUAAAGUUGGCGGAAGACUUUGUCGCAGAGUUGGACAUUGAGAUGUAUUUGUACUGA